Messenger RNA from Copidosoma floridanum, 617 nucleotides. Its product is annotated as group 3 secretory phospholipase A2-like. The record is from RefSeq and is a predicted model, not a curated record. Gene Ontology annotation, biological process: arachidonate secretion; phospholipid metabolic process. Lineage: Eukaryota; Metazoa; Arthropoda; Insecta; Hymenoptera; Encyrtidae. Gene Ontology annotation, molecular function: A2-type glycerophospholipase activity.
GAACUCUGUUCCUACGGUUUUACGAUUGGUGUCAAGCUCAUAACGGAAAAAAUAAUCCACUAAAGGAAAGCAUACUGCAGUUGAUUUCCGAUUGCAGUAGUAGUCACGAUAAAUGUGGCCAUACUUUAAAACGAGGGGAAACAAAAUAUGGAUUAUAUAACGCUGGUCUUUUGACAAGAUCUCAUUGUGAUUGUGAUAAACAAUUGUAUAAAUGUUUAAAAAAUUCUUCUUCACCGAUGGCAAAUCUAAUUGGCAUAACUUACUUUAACGCAUUGAGACUACAAUGUUUUAAAAAAGAUUAUCCUGCUGUUUGUACUCGUCAUAAAUACUUCCUCAUUCUGCAAGACAAAUGUUUAGAAUACAACUAUUCUAAGAAUGAACCACAGACAGUUCAGUGGUUUGAUCAACCUGACUUUUGAGCUUAUGUUACAUUUAUUGUAUUUAUUGGAUUCUUUGAUUUACAUUUUAAUUAACACUCAAUUUGUACAUGGAGAUUUGUGCUUACUGAAAAUAUCGUGUGAAAUUAUAUACUUUUGAUUUUUUUGAUGUGAACACAUUCUCCUCUCAAUAUGUUAACCUGUAAUAUCGUAAUUAAAAAAUAAAUUUUAAUAAACUUA